AUGCGAGUUCGUUCUGGUGACAAGCGCAAACGGGUACAGAGAUGCGAGAAUGAGUCAGCGCAGACUCUAGAGGAGAAGUAUCAAUUCGAGCAUGUCACAGAAGCUGCAGAUUUUCUUAUGAGAUUAGGAGAUGUUGGUGUUUACAGUAAGACUAAUGAGGAGUUCAUUUCUGAAAAAAAAGCUCUGGAGACGCGAGCACCUCGCGCAACCGAGAGAAGGACGGACUUGUAA
This is a messenger RNA of Plasmopara halstedii, 231 nucleotides long. RefSeq lists its product as uncharacterized. The record is from RefSeq and is a predicted model, not a curated record. NCBI's taxonomy places the organism in Eukaryota, Oomycota, Peronosporomycetes, Peronosporales, Peronosporaceae. The transcript has 2 exons. Bases 1 to 231 code for a protein of 76 amino acids.